Paramecium primaurelia is the source of this 1807-nucleotide messenger RNA. Lineage: Eukaryota; Ciliophora; Oligohymenophorea; Peniculida; Parameciidae. The record is from the annotation of a GenBank genome assembly.
AUUAUGAAUUAAGCAUUUACAAAAGAGUAAUAGUUAUUAGUCGAUGAAAUAAUAAGCAAGGGUUAUAAUCAAGAUGAUUUUGAGGACUUUGUUUUACUCAAAGAACCCAAUAAAGGUUCAAAUCAUUUUUUAUUCUUUAGGUUAAGAUUUAACUUAAUGGACCUAUGAAGAAUUAUUGAAAAUCAUCUAAUUAUAUCAAUAAGAGAGUAACAAAAUAUAAUUAUUAUAUAGAAAAAGAACAAUUAUCAAAUUCAUAUCAAAUAGUUGAACUUGAUUCUCCAGACAUUUCUGAUCAAAUUCAAAUUAUUGAUAGAGAUACUUUUGUUAAAAAAUAAACUUUGGAAUCCAUCAAAAUAGUAUAUUAUUUUAUUAAUUUAUAUUUAGACUGAUAAAAUAUCCUUGAUUCAAUUUGAAAAGACAAUCAAUUGUAAAUAAAUGUAUUUUUUUAUUGAUGAAAACAUUGAACUCUAAUUUGAUAUCAGUCCGUAUUUUAUUCUAAUAACAAUCAAGUCCCAUUCAAGAAGGAGGUGGCAUUCUAGAUUUCUUUUCAAAAUCUAUUGUAUUUCCAAUUCAAAUAUUCCCAAUGGAAUGGAAGGUAAAAAGAACACUUCAAGAUUUUAUUCAACUUAGAAACAUACUAUCAGCUGCUUUUCCAGAAUAUAUUGUAAAUUAUUUUAUUAUUUAGAUUCCUUCUUUUCCUUAUAAUGAUAUCAAUGACUAUGAUAUUAUUAUGAAAGAACAAUAAAAUAUUAUCAAAGUAUUAAAUGUAAUAUCCAUUCUAUCAUUUUAUAGGUAUUCCUAUAAAUAUAUAACAAAAAACCUAUUGUUAGAACAUUGUUUUCAAGUUUACUAUUUUUAAAUGAAGAUAAUUCAAAACAAUUUUAAUUGAAAUUUUACAAAGAAUAAACUUUAUAAAAAUAAUACAAUUUGAAUUAAAAACAAACUAAAACUGGUACUCUUACUUUUUAAUUCAAUCAAACUCAAUAUCAAAAAUAUAAAGAUUAUUAAAUAUAUUUAAAUGGAGAAUAAGCAAAUUAUGAAAUCAUAUAAAAAUAUUUAGAAUAAUUUGCUGAAUUCACUUAUAAAGGUUAAUAAAGUCUUGGUUACUCUAUAGAAAUGAUUUAAUCUUUGUGUAAUUCACUUCCAUUAUAUACAGAAGCUUAAGAAUUUGGAAAAGCUUUAUGUAUGAUUAAAACAUAUUUUGUAAUUUGAAUUCAAUAUUUAGAUAGCAAACUUAAAAAGAUUUUGUAUUAAGAUCAACAAAAUAAAUAAUGGAUGUCUUAUUAAUAACUUUAGUUAAAUUUAAGAAUUCAAGAUAGUAAUUAACUGAACUUAGAACAAAUUUGUUAGAAACUUUUUAAAAUUUUUCAAAUGAAUUUAAUCUCUUAGAAAAAAGAAAGGAAGAAUUAUUUUUAAUAAGUAAAUGUGAAUUAAAUAUAAAUUUAGAGGAUCUAUAAAAAUGGGGAUUGAAUUAAGAAUAAUAACUUAAGGUUGAUAUAAAUAAAUGUUUUACUGAUUUGAAAUAUGCAAAAGAGAUUAUGUUACCAAAAGAUACAUUCUAUGUAGAUGAAAAAAGAGAUCAAUAUGUUUAUAUGUUAAAUAAAUUUAAUGAAUAAUAUGAAUAACAAUUCAUUAUAGAAACUGAUAAACUACUUAAUGAAAUUUAAUAUUAUUUAGAUAAUAUGAGAUGUUAUACUAAUAAUUAAGUAAUAAAUUAUUUUAUUAAUAGCUUUAAAAUUGGGAUUUCUUAAUUUAAGAAUAUGAAGAAUAUAAAAUAUCUUAUUAAAAAUAGAUAUAUGUAAAAUGA